Molecule: messenger RNA, 1697 nt
Organism: Chionomys nivalis (European snow vole)
Lineage: Eukaryota; Metazoa; Chordata; Mammalia; Rodentia; Cricetidae
Product: cytochrome P450 2D20-like
Exons: 11
Coding region: 195-1697 (500 amino acids)
Biological process (GO): xenobiotic metabolic process; arachidonate metabolic process
Cellular component (GO): cytoplasm; intracellular membrane-bounded organelle
Molecular function (GO): heme binding; oxidoreductase activity, acting on paired donors, with incorporation or reduction of molecular oxygen, reduced flavin or flavoprotein as one donor, and incorporation of one atom of oxygen; iron ion binding
Source: RefSeq, a predicted model, not a curated record
AGCUGAUAAUGUGGGUGCUGAGAACUGAACCUAAGUCCUGUAAGCAUGAAAACUUCCACGUCUGUGGAUCCUGGGGAGGACUAAUGACAGCAAUACCUGGCACAUAAUCCUUGGAAGGCACAAGCCUCCUUUAAUUUUAAUUUAAGGUGUCUGGAUCAGGCAUUCCCCAACCAGCCUGGGAAGCAGGGGCAGCCAUGGCACUGCUGACUGGAGAUGGCCUGUGGUCUGUGGUCCUGUUCACGGCCAUCUUCCUGCUCCUGGUGGACCUGAUGCACCGACGCAAGUUCUGGACUUCCCGCUACCCUCCAGGUCCUGUGCCCCUACCUGGGCUGGGCAACCUUCUGCAGGUGGACUUCGAGAACAUGCCCUACAGUGUGUACAAGCUUCGACAGCGCUAUGGUGACGUGUUCAGCCUGCAGAUGGCCUGGAAGCCCGUGGUUGUGAUCAAUGGACUGAAGGCGGUGCGGGAAGUGCUGGUGACCUGUGGAGAGGACACUGCUGACCGCCCUCCAAUGCCUGUCUAUGGUGUCAUGGGCUAUGGGCCCAAAGCAAAAGGUGUGGCCUUAGCACCUUAUGGACCUGAAUGGCGAGAACAGCGGCGAUUCUCUGUGUCCACCAUGCGAGACUUCGGCCUGGGCAAGAAAUCCCUGGAGCAGUGGGUGACAGAGGAGGCUGGACACCUCUGUGAUGCCUUCACCAAGGAGGCUGGCCAAGCAUUUAAUCCCAGCACCCUCCUGAACAAAGGUGCAUGCAAUGUGAUUUCAUCCCUCAUUUAUUCCCAUCGCUUCGAGUAUGAAGACCCUUUCUUCAAUGGGCUGAUCAAAACAUUACAGGAAAGUUUUGGAGAGGACACUAGCUUCAUUGCUGAGCUGGUGAACACAUUUCCGGUGCUUCUGCGCAUCCCAGGGCUCACUGGUAAAGCCUUCCCCAAAAUGAAGGCAUUGACGAACUCACUGGAUAAAUUGUUGACGGAGCACAAGGGAACCUGGGAUCCUGCCCAGCCACCCCGAGACCUGACAGAUGCCUUCCUGGCUGAGAUGGAGAAGGCCAAGGGGAAUCCUGAGAGCAGCUUCAACAAUGGGAACCUGCAUGCAGUAGUAUCUGACCUGUUCACUGCAGGGAUAGUGACCACCUCAACCACACUGUCCUGGGCCCUGCUGCUCAUGAUCCUACACCCGGAUGUGCAGAGCCGCGUCCAACAGGAGAUUGAUGAAGUCAUAGGGCAGGUGCGGCGUCCAGAGAUGGCAGACCAGGCCCGCAUGCCCUACACCAAUGCUGUCAUUCAUGAGGUGCAGCGAUUUGGUGACCUUGUCCCAGUGAAUAUACCACACAUGACAUCCCGUGACAUUGAAGUACAGGGCUUCGUCAUCCCCAAGGGGACGACCCUCAUCACCAACCUGUCCUCAGUGCUGAAGGAUGAGACUGUCUGGGAGAAGCCCCUCCAAUUCCAUCCUGAGCACUUCCUGGAUGCCCAGGGCCGCUUUGUAAAGCAUGAGGCCUUCAUGCCAUUCUCAGCAGGCCGCCGAGCUUGCCUUGGGGAGCCCCUGGCCCGCAUGGAGCUCUUCCUCUUCUUCACCUGCCUCCUGCAGCGCUUUAGCUUCUCAGUGCCCAGUGGACAGCCCCGACCCAGCGACCAUGGCAUCUUCGCAUUGCCAGUUUUCCCCGCCCCCUACGAGCUCUGUGCAGUUGUGCGCUAG